CACUGGACACACACACAUCCACACCAAGCCAUGUUGCUCUGGUCAGUCUGGAGUGCAGUUUUACUUCUGACCUCAGUGGAGGCUGCAGAGGAGGACGAUGAUGUCAGAGCAGGCUGCAGCACUGCUGUUAAUGACCUGGUGUACAUCGUCGACGGCUCAUGGAGCGUCGGCUUUGCUGACUUUGACACGGCAAAGCAGUGGCUCAUCAACAUCACCAGCCAGUUUGACAUCAGCUCCCUCUACACACAGGUGUGUGUGAUCCAGUACAGUGACACACCUCGUCUGGAGAUUCCACUUGGGAAACACCAGAGUGGAGCAGAGCUGAUCCAGGCCAUGCAGAGCAUCACUUACCUGGGAGGAAACACACAGACGGGAAGGGCCAUCAAGUUUGCCGUGGACCACGUCUUCUCCUCGUCGCAGCGAGUCAGCCAAGUGAAGAACCGCAUCGCUGUGGUGGUCACUGACGGCAAAUCUCAGGACGACGUGGUAGAUGCCAGUAUGGAGGCUCGAGCUCAGGGCAUCACUGUAUUUGCUGUUGGAGUUGGAAGUGAGAUCACCACUUCAGAGCUGGUGUCCAUCGCUAAUAAACCCUCGUCCACCUACGUCCUGUAUGCUGAGGAUUACACCACCAUCGACCGCAUCCGCGACUCUAUGAAGCAGAAGCUCUGUGAAGAGUCCGUGUGUCCGACCAGAAUCCCGGUGGCGUCUCGUGAUGAGAAAGGCUUUGAGCUGAUGUUGGGUCUGAAGAUUCAAAUGAAGGCUCAGAAGAUCGCAGGCUCUCUGGUUUCUGAGACAGCGUAUGAUCUGACUGCGUCCACUGACAUCACUGAAAACACCAGGGAGAUUUUCCCAGAAGGCCUCCCUCCAUCCUACGUAUUUGUAGCCACCCUGCGAUUAAAGGGCUCUUCUGCCAAACUGCCUUUUGACCUUUGGAGGGUGCUAUCAAAGGACGGCGAGAUCCAGGCUGCGGUGACACUCGAUGGGAAAGACAAAAGCGUCUCCUUCACCACCACUAAUAUACAUGCCAAAGAGCAAAGAGUUGACUUUAAAACUGGAUUUCAGAAACUGUACGAUGGAAAAUGGCAUCAGCUGAAACUCCUGGUGAGGCCUCACCAGGUCACCAGUUACCUUGACGAUCAAAUGACACAGGAAGUCAAGCUGGAACCGGUGGAGCCCAUUUAUGUCAAUGGGGAGACACAGGUGGCAAAGAAGAGAGGCGGUGAUAUCACUGUGCCUGUGGAGAUUCAGAAGCUGCGUCUGUACUGUGAUCCUCAUCAGAGUGAGAGAGAAACAGCCUGUGAGAUCUACUCUGUGGAUGAUGAAAGGUGUCCUCUGAACCGGACAGUCACACUGGAGGGGGAAGACUGUAACUGUGUCGUUGGCCCGCCGGGACGCAUGGGAUUCAGAGGAGAGAAAGGAAGGGAAGGACCUCCAGGACCUGAUGGUAAGCCUGGUAAGGCCGGGACUCCUGGAGAACCUGGUCCUGCUGGAUUACCAGGCUUGAAGGGUGAUGUUGGCCCUCCAGGACUGAGAGGGGAGGCUGGUCGAUUAGGUGAAAUGGGAGACAGAGGGGAGCCAGGCUCACCGGGAGAACCAGGGCCUCCAGGACCUAAGGGUCCUCCUGGAGCGAUGGGUGAACCAGGACCUCCUGGAGAGACUGGAUCAGUGGGAGGACCAGGACUUCAAGGCUCCAGUGGAUUACUUGGACCAACAGGAGCAAAGGGACAGAAAGGAGAUCCUGGGUCUGCUGGUCCUGCUGGAGCUCCAGGUUCCCCGGGAGCUCCUGGUGCAGUGGGCCCUCGAGGACCUGCAGGAGAUUCAGGGUCGCCUGGACCUCAGGGACUUCCUGGAACAAAGGGAAUCCAGGGGCCCGAGGGGCCGCCGGGACCGAUCGGCCAAGAUGGUCCCAAGGGGAAGUGUGGAGAUCCAGGAGUUACUGGUUCAUUCGGUCCACCAGGUGAGAGGGGCUUGGCAGGGGAGCCAGGUGUUCCAGGUCUGCAAGGUGUCAUGGGGCUGCCAGGGUUCAAAGGUCACAAGGGUGACAAAGGAGAUGAUGGAGCCCAAGGAAACCAGGGACACCGAGGCAGAGAAGGAGAUCCAGGGAUUCCCGGUGUACCGGGCGAAGUCGGACCCAGGGGGAGGAACGGAGAGAAAGGAGUGCCUGGUGACCUGGGUCCCAGGGGUGUGGAAGGAAAGAAAGGGGACAUGGGCCACACGGGCCAAAUGGGUGCUGUUGGGCCCAGGGGAUAUCCUGGCCAAGAUGGGUUGCCAGGCCAACCAGGUCAGCCAGGAUAUCCAGGGAAACCAGGCAAGCCUCCCUCAGAUGAACAUCUUCUAAAGCUCUGCUCCGAUGUCCUGCGUAACCAACUCCCAGCACUGCUUCAGUCUCUGGCCCCCACAGCUCACUGUGAACCCUGCCAGAACAUGAAAGGUCCCGCGGGCCAGCCUGGAGCACCAGGCCCCAAAGGAUCCAUGGGAACUCCAGGCUACCCUGGCAGGAGCGGCAGGAGCGGCUACCCCGGUCCUCCUGGAAUUCAGGGCCCUGCAGGGGUCAAAGGUGACGUGGGACCAAGAGGACUGAAAGGCAGCAAAGGAGAGGGUCACAGUGGAGCAGCAGGACCACCUGGACAGCCCGGAAUCCAGGGUCCCCGUGGCUUUGAUGGAAUCGGACAUCCAGGUAACCAGGGAAUUCCCGGAAAACCAGGAUCACCGGGACACCCUGGUAAACGGGGCAACCCGGGGCUUCCAGGGAUGUGUGAUGUGUCCAUGUGUUAUCAGACGUACAACCUCAGGGAACACUACAGCAAAGGACCUAAUGUCUGAGGAUGCAGCACGGAUCUGGACUUAAAUCCCUGCGUGGUUUUAAGGGAAGUGAUUUACUGUAUUAUGGAUUUACAGAGAUGUGUGUGGGACUGUUGACUCUUUUAUGAAAGGCUGCACCGGAGGCCAUUGAUUCAUGAUGAUGGAAUUCAUGGUCAGAGCAGCCUCACGUUUAAACAGCGGCUUUAAACAGAGAAUGAUAAACACCAAAGUGGCUGAAGCUGAAUUCUGCUGCAUUAUUUUCAUUUUAUUUGGUCAAACAUUACAAAUUAUCUACCUCCUGUUUUACCUGACUUUUACUUAAAGGACCAAUGUGUAGGAUUUAAUGAUGUCUAGGGUUUGUUGGACUGCAAUUUUCAUCAUUUUGUGAUUUAAAGGUGCAGACCUGUUAGCUCUAAUGUAGCAUUAAAGAACACGGCCAGUGUUUGUUAUGUCCAUUCAGGGCUUCCGUACAUCAGUUCAUAUAAAUUUGUUCUUUAACAUUGUUAAUAAUGUUUGUUGAUAGAUCCCUCCCUAAAUCCUACACAGUGGACCUUAAAUGAUGCAGAAGGUUUUGUUCAUGAGACAAAAUGAGACAGUGCAGGCUGGUUUCAACACACAAACCAGACUACAGUGAAUUCUAAUAAGAGGUCAAUGUGUGGUAAAAUAAAGCUUAUAAUAAUAUAAUAAUAAAGUCAUCAUGUAAAUUAGACAGAGUCUGAAGGAAGUCUGAGUCCACGUGUUUACAGAGCAGCAGUGGUGGAGAAUGACAGGACGUUCUGAACUAGGAUCCAUUUCUAUAAAAAACACAUUCACAUCUUUUGAAAAGGUUUAAAGAAC
Messenger RNA from Solea senegalensis (Senegalese sole), 3639 nucleotides. RefSeq names its product collagen alpha-1(XXI) chain. Bases 31 to 2823 code for a protein of 930 amino acids. Lineage: Eukaryota; Metazoa; Chordata; Actinopteri; Pleuronectiformes; Soleidae. The record is from RefSeq and is a predicted model, not a curated record. The transcript has 31 exons.